Messenger RNA from Paramormyrops kingsleyae, 6785 nucleotides. The record is from RefSeq and is a predicted model, not a curated record. Lineage: Eukaryota; Metazoa; Chordata; Actinopteri; Osteoglossiformes; Mormyridae.
AGUCUUAUUUGGUUUAUGAGGGUCAUGUGUGUAGUAAAGAUCCACCAAAAGUGUUUUUUAAUGAUCCGUGUUAGAAUGGGACCUAUUCAUUAAACACGCGGACCGGAGGGAAAGGCACGAAUAGCGCUGUGCGUGUGCACGACAGCAGCUCAUGAAGACGGGCGUGAACGCGCCGAACCAGACGUAGCCGGCUCUUCCCUGGGAGAGAGAGGGAGGGAGAGAGAGAUAAGAGAAACAGAGGGAACACGGAAACGGCAGGAGCGCUUAACAACGAGAACGACGUGUGUUGCUAGCUGACAGAGAUACGGUUCGCUCAGACCCGCUUCCAAAACCAAGAUUUUUGUGCGCAUGGUUUUCUUUUAUUCUAUUUUGUCGCGGUCCUUGGACACGAGGUCUCCGUUGUGGACAAAGGGAAUUCUUUCCCCUGUUAGGAGAACCCAUUGAGGAUUGAGAAUGUCGGGGAGCAGGGAGGAGGAGCGGCGGAAGCUGGCCGACAUCAUUAACCACUGGAACGCCAACCGGCUCGACCUGUUCGAGAUCAGCCAACCUACGGAGGAUCUGGAGUUCCACGGCGUGAUGCGGUUCUACUUCCAGGACCGCGUGGCCGGCAACUUCGCCACAAAAUGCAUCCGUGUCUCCAGCACGGCCACCACGCAGGACGUCAUCGAGACACUGGCUGAGAAGUUCCGACCUGACAUGAGGAUGCUGUCCUCGCCCAAGUACUCUCUGUAUGAGGUCCAUGUUAGCGGCGAGGAACGAAAGCUGGAUCUAGAUGAGAAGCCCCUGGUGGUGCAGCUCAACUGGAACAAGGAUGACCGGGAAGGCCGCUUCGUUCUAAAGAAUGAGAAUGACAUUGUCCCCAAGAGGACGCAGACUAACGGGCCAGAGAAGCAGGAGAAGGAGGGGGUCAUCCAGAACUUCAAACGGACACUGUCCAAGAAGGAGAAGAAGAAGGAGAAGAAGCGGGAGAAAGAGGCCUUUUCUCGUAUUCCUGAUGGGGACGAGAACAUUCCAAGCAGGGAAGAUGGGGAGAACUCCAGGCUGGCGGCUGAGGUCUACAAAGACAUGCCAGAGACAAGCUUCACACGUACGAUAUCCAAUCCUGAAGUGGUGAUGAAGAGGCGGCGACAGCAGAAGCUGGAGAAGAGGAUGCAGGAGUUCCGCAGUAGCGACGGGCGGCCGGAUUCGGGAGGGACCCUUCGCAUCUAUGCAGACAGCCUGAAGCCAAACAUCCCCUACAAGACCAUCUUGCUGUCCACCACGGACAUGGCGGACUUUGCAGUGGCUGAGGCCUUGGAGAAGUAUGGGCUGGAGAAGGAGAAUCCUCGAGAUUACUGCAUCGCUCGGGUGGUGCUGCCUCCUGGAUCUCAGCAGUCCGAUGACAAGGCAGGAAAAGAGACCAUCCUGGAUGAUACAGAGUGCCCCCUGCAGAUCUUCAGAGACUGGCCCAGUGACAAAGGUACCUUAGUGUUCCAGCUGAAGAAGCGACCUCCAGACUACAUCCCGAAGAAAGGUCGGAAACCCGAGGACAAGACUCUGCGGGGGAAGUCCAUGGAAAGUUGCCUGGCCCCCGAGAAGAUGCCCUACCUAGUGGAACUCAGCCCAGGGCGGGGCAGCCACUAUGGCCACUACGCCUAUCGGCACCACGAAGACGGUUCGGACUCCAGGGACAAACCAAAGCUGUACCGGCUUCAGCAAAGCAUCACUGAAGUGGGCACUGAGAAGAUGGAUGAUGGUUCCAUUCAGCUCUUUGGCCCUGGCAUCCUGCCUCACCACUGUGACCUGAUGCUGAGCGAGGGGCUCGUCAUGGUGGCACCAUGCAGCUUUGACGCAGAGACCUUCGUGGAUAGCCAGCGCAUCUCCGAGACAACGGUACUGCGCAGUGGCUCCACGCUGCAGUUCGGUGCCUCGCACGUCUUCAAGUUUGUGGACCCCAGCUAUGACCAUAGCAUGGGCAAGCGUGGUGUGGACCCUGCCUCCAUGGUCAAGGGCAGGCACAUGUCAGGGAGCAUUCCCGAUACAACGUUUGACCCUCGUGGGGACCUCCAUGCCAGCAUGGCCCUCCCAAUGAGCAAGAGCUCAGGGAAGCUGGAGAUGGAGCGCUCUGUCCCGGCCAGCGAGCGAGGGAUGGUGAAGCCCAUGGUGCGGGGGGAGCAGCCUGAUGCCAGGGCCCCGGACAGCCCCAGCCCUGAGCUGACACUGCCGGCGGGCAUCGAGUUCAGGGAGAGCUUCACUGAUGGUGGCAAGCAGGAGUGGGGGCUUCGAGGAGGGAGUGUCUGGUCCAGGAACUGGGCUGUGGGUGGAUAUGGUGAGAAGCCCAACACAAGUCUAUCCCCUGAAUUGUUGCUGCUACUGCUGCUGCUACUACUGCUGCUGCUGCUACUACUGGCUGUGAGAUGGUUUAGGGUUAACACCCCCGCCCCAACCAAACCCAGUCAUUCCUCCCAUACCAACCUUGGUGGCCUUCUCUCUCUGAUGGCCCCCCCUGCUGUCUCGCCGCUCGUACAGAAGCAGAAGAACAUCGCCGGGGCCCUGGCCUUCUGGAUGGCCAAUGCGUCGGAGCUGCUCAACUUCAUCAAACAGGACCGGGACCUGAGCCGUAUCACCCUGGACGCCCAGGAUGUGCUGGCACACCUGGUGCAGAUGGCCUUCAAGUAUCUAGUUCACUGUCUGCAGUCUGAUCUCAACAAUUACAUGCCCGCCUUCCUGGACGACCCCGAGGAACAGAACCCACAACGACCGAAAAUAGAGGAUGUCCUGCACACUCUGACGGGCGCCAUGUCCCUGCUGCGACGUUGCCGUGUCAACGCAGCUCUCACCAUCCAGCUGUUCUCCCAGCUCUUCCACUUCAUCAACAUGUGGCUUUUCAACAAGCUGGUGACGGAGGCGGACUCGGGCCUGUGCUCACACUACUGGGGCGCCAUCCUGCGGCAGCAGCUCAGCCACAUCGAGGCCUGGGCCGAGAAGCAGGGUCUGGAGCUCGCCGCCGACUGCCACCUUAGCCGCAUCGUCCAGGCAACGACCCUGCUCACCAUGGACAAGUACUCCUUGCAGGACGUGCAGAACAUCCACAACACUUGCUUCAAGCUCAACUCCCUGCAGCUCAAUGCUUUACUGAGCAAUUACCACUGUGCCCCCGAUGAGCCCUACAUCCCUCCCGAGCUGAUCGACCACGUGGUGGCCGUGGCGGAGAAUACGGCGGACGAGUUGGCACGUAGCGAUGGCCGUGAGGUGCAACUGGAGGAGGACCCCGACCUGCAGCUGCCCUUCCUGCUGCCUGAGGACGGCUACUCCUGCGACGUUGUCCGCAAUAUCCCCAACGGCCUCCAGGAGUUCCUGGACCCGCUGUGUCAGAGGGGUUUCUGCAGGCUGAUCCCUCACCUCCGCUCUCCUGGCACCUGGACUGUUUACUUUGAGGGUGCAGACUGCGAAAACCACAUUGUGGAUGACCACAAUCUGCCAAUGCGGAAGGACCCAGAGGUGGUGACAGUCACCCUUAAGAAGCACAAUGGCAUGGGGCUCAGCAUCGUGGCUGCCAAGGGUGCUGGACAGGACAAGCUUGGGAUUUACAUCAAGUCUGUUGUCAAAGGAGGAGCAGCGGAUAUGGAUGGUCGGCUGGCAGCAGGAGACCAGUUGCUCAGCGUGGACGGACGCAGCUUGGUAGGACUCUCACAAGAAAGGGCGGCCGAGCUGAUGACACGGACUGGCUCGGUCGUGACACUGGAGGUGGCCAAGCAAGGCGCCAUAUACCACGGCCUGGCAACGCUGCUGAACCAGCCCUCUCCCCUGAUGCCCAGGGCUUCAGACCGCGGCCGUGACAAAGGAAAGAACAGACCAAAGAGCGAGGGCUUCGAGCUUUACAGCAACUCCGUGCAGAACGGCUCCCCCGAAAGCCCGCAGGGGGCGUGGGACUCCUACCCCGAGCCAAAGAAGAUGGGUGGUGAGGAGCGCCUGCUGAAGAACAGGAUGGACCACCGUUCCAGCCCCAACGUGGCGAAUCAGGCUCAGAGUCCGGCUGGGAAGCCCACAUACCCAGGGGGACCCGGGACCAAGAUCACCUCCGUCUCCACCGGCAACCUGUGUGCCGACGAUGAGCCGUCCCCCCCCCAUCCAGAAGCCUACCCCAUCCCCACUCAGACCUACCCCAGAGAGUACUUCACCUUCCCGGCCUCCAAAUCUCAGGAUAGGAUGGGCCCAGCACCAGGACAGUCAUGGCCAAACUCGGACGACAGACCCCCUGGGAACAUGGAGGAGCACCUCCCCAGCCACGCCUUGCAGUGGUCGACGCGCUCGCAGGAGGAGCUGCGUGACGAGCGGGGGGGCUACCCCCCCGACCGGCUGCGGCCUGAUGACCUCAUGCACAUGCAGCAGCAUCGCGACGCCGAUUACGCGAGGGAGCGCGGCAGCGGGGAGCCCUGGAACCACCAGGUGUCCUCCUCUGUGGAGUCCAGCACCUCCAGCCAGGAGCACCUCAACUACUCCUCCUCCUCAAAGAACCAGGCCAACCAUAAAAGCGGUCCAGGCCGCUGGAAGACCCCGAUAGUGCCCCACUCUGGUCCCGUGGGGGUGUCGCACCCGUCUCGCCCAGACCUCCCCCCGCCGCCCCCUCCACCCCCCGUGCACUACACGGCCGAAUUCGACUCCCAGUCAGACCUCCCUCUCCCUCCCCCACCGGUCAGCGGCCCACAGCAGCAGGUGGCGGCCACCACGGCCACCGCGGACCGCAAGAAACGUGAGGAGCAGCAGCGCUGGUAUGAGAAGGAGAAGGCGCGGCUGGAGGAGGAGCGGGAGAGGAGGCGGCGGGAGCAGGAGAGGAAGCUGGGCCAGAUUCGCAACGUGCCGGGGACCCUGCCCCGUAACAGUCAGCAUGGCCCAAUGCCCCCUGCCCCCCAGCACCAGCAGAUGCCCCCCCCUCAGGUGCCCCUGUCCAUACAGAUGCAGCCAGUACCACCGCAGCAGCUGAAUAGACCCGAGAAGCUAGCCAGCCUGCCCCGGCCGCCGCCGCCCCCGCAGGACACGGUGAUCCGCGAGCUUCUGCCCCAGCAGCAGCCGCGCACCAUCGAGCGCCACGACCUCCAGUACAUCACCAUCAGCAAGGAGGAGCUCUCCUCCAGCGACAGCCUCUCGCCGGACCCCUGGAAGCGGGACGCCCGCGAGAAGCUGGAGAAGCAGCAGCAGCUACACAUCGUGGACCUGCUGGACAAGGAGAUCCAGGACCUGCAGUCCAAGCCGGAGCGCACGGCCGAGGAGAGCGAUCGGCUCCGCAAGCUCAUGCUGGAGUGGCAGUUCCAGAAGCGGCUACAGGAGUCAAAGCAGAGCGAGGAGGAUGAGGAAGAGGAGGAUGACGAGGAGGUGGACACCAUGAUGAUCAUGCAGCGCUUGGAGGCCGAGAAGAGAGCCAGGACCGCUGUCCCAGCAAUCUCAGUUCUAGAAUUGCUUCAGGACGAGGAGCGCCGUAGGAAGCAGCAGCUGGAGGAGAUCCGCAAGCGCGAGGCUGAGGAGAGGGCCAAGCAGGAGGAGGAGAGGCGCUGGAGAGAAACCGAGGAGAAGAGGAGGCAGGAGGAGGAAUACUACACACGCCUGGAGGCGGAGCGGCGCCGGCAGCACGAGGAGGCCGAGCGCAAGCUGCUGACGCCGGACGAGCCCGGUCUGUACAGACCUCCCCUCCCCCGGGACUACCAGCCCCCUGCUCCCGCAACCCCUUCCACUAACGCCCCUCCGCCCCCGCCUCAGAGAAACACCUCGUACCUCAAAACCCAGGUCGUCUCCCCCGACACCUUGUACACUGCCAAGUUUGUCUCGUACAAUGAUGAGGAGGAGGAGGAGGAGGAGGAGGAAGACUCAGGCGUAGCAGGUCAGGUUAAGCUCUCCGCCACCCGGAAGUCCUAUGGCGACCUCCCCCCCGCGCCCAAGCCGCAGCCUCCGCCGCCCGCGCGCAAGCCCCGCCCGCUCUCCGAUGGGAUCUUUCUGUCCAGCUCAUUCCAGCUGCCCGCCGCCGCCAAUGCCAACAGUACUGUGUCCAAGGCAGGGCUGCCCCCUCCCCCUCCCGCCAAACCCGGCCUCGUCCCAUCAGGCAUCUCCAAAGGAUUUAAUUCGUACACUGGAAACGCAGCAGGGGUUGUAGGAUCAAAUGAAGUUUACAAGGACCCGCGAGAGAAGUGGGUGAAAGGGUAAGUGUCAAACCUAGGCCUCGUUCUUCACACAGGGGUCUAGAAUCCACAUUUCUGAUGCCAUUGGUAGGGAUGCACCAAUUACCAUUUUCUUCCAGACUGAUGACAGAACGCCAGCAUCGGUACUCGUAAUCUGGUACUCAUUAUUGGGAUAACCGAUAAUUUUGAAAUCCUCAUCCAAGCGGCACCAACCUUUUUGGGAAAGUCUUGGGGGGGGGGGGGGUACUAUAUUCAGGUGAUCAGUUAAACAGCCUGUGAUAAGCCACCUUGGAGGUGGGGAAAAGGCUGACCAUAGCACUGCUGGUCGUGUAGUUUCUGUGGAAAAUGAUGGAUCAGCGGUUUAAUUAUGAUUGUUUAGGACGUGCCUGGACCCCUUCAGCAUCUCAGUGUCGUGAUGCUGAGUCAGACAGGGCUUUAGGCCACCAACUGACCAAGGAAGGGGAAACUAUUACGUCCUGUAAAAAUGCCAUGUGAAAAGGUCAACAAAUGCUCUUUGAUCAUGUAGUAGAUUCCAUGUUAUGUUGUUAUAGAGAAUGGGCAUCCAUAUCUACCGCAUACUGUUAACACACACUAUACUGUAGAGAAUGGGCAUCCAUAUCUACCGCAUACUGUUAA